This is a messenger RNA of Aspergillus costaricaensis CBS 115574, 1302 nucleotides long. Its product is annotated as Tm-1-like ATP-binding domain-containing protein. The transcript has a single exon. The record is from RefSeq and is a predicted model, not a curated record. NCBI's taxonomy places the organism in Eukaryota, Fungi, Ascomycota, Eurotiomycetes, Eurotiales, Aspergillaceae. The coding region runs from base 1 to 1302 and encodes 433 amino acids.
AUGCCAACCAUCCUCCUCCUCGGCACCUGCGACACAAAAUGGUCCGAACUACUCUACCUCCACUCCCAACUAACCUCUAACCCCUCCAUCUCCGUCCUUCUCAUGGACGUCGGCCGCGCCGCCACCUCCUCUCCCCUCAUCAGCAUUCCUCAUCCCAGCCUCGACAGCAAAACAAUCGACUACACCCAGCUUUCCCGAAACGACUACAUCCAAUCCAUCACCCAUCUCUCCACCCCCACCGUUGCCGACCUCUACCACAAUGGCAAAAUCCACACCAUCCUCUCCAUCGGCGGCAGCUGCGGCACCACCAUCGCAACCACCAUCAUGCGCGAUGCCCUUCCCAUCGGAUUCCCGAAACUGAUGGUCUCCACCAUGGCCUCCGGCGACGUGGGUCCCUACAUCCAGGAAACAGACAUCACCAUGAUGUACAGUGUCGUCGACGUAGCCGGCACAAACAGCAUUCUGAACAGAAUCCUUCGCAACGCGGCAGCCGCAGGAACCGGAAUGGCGAUAUCAUACCACGACCAGCUUCAUACCUCUGAGUGUAAUAGCACGAACGGACAUGCCCAGAAUGGACACCAGAAGCAGAAUGAGACCAAGCAGGAAACACCCAAGAAAACCAAAAUCGGCAUCACCAUGUUCGGCGUCACCACACCCGCCGUAACCCAAAUCCGCACCUACCUGGAAUCCCACCUCCCGGAUGCAUGCGAAAUUUACGUCUUCCACGCCACCGGCUCCGGCGGAAAAGCCAUGGAGAGACUAAUCCGCGAACAACAACUCGACGCCGUCGUGGAUUUGACCACCUCCGAGAUCGUGGAUGAGCUCGCCGGCGGGGUAUUGUCCGCCGGACCGGGACGAUUAGACGCCGCGGCGGAGAGGGGCAUCCCGCAGGUGGUGAGUGUGGGGGCGUGCGAUAUGAUUAAUUUUGGGACGAAGGAUACGAUUCCCGAACGGUUCAGCGGGAGGAGGAUCUAUGAGCAUAAUCCGACGGUGACGAUUGUGAGGACGGAUGAGGAGGAGAAUCGACGGAUCGGUGAGUUUAUUGUGUGGAAGUUGGGGAAGGCGAGGUGUCCGGAGAACGUGGUGGUUAUGUUGCCGACGGGGGGAAUCAGUAUGAUGGAUGUUCCGGGGAAUAAUUUCUAUGAUGGGGAGGUAGAUGAAGCGUUGUUUGGGACGGUGGAGAAGGGGUUGGAGGGAUCCGGGGUGAGGGUUGUGAGGUGCCAGGGGGAUGUGAAUUGUAGGGAAUUUACGGAUAGUGUAGGGGAGACGUUAUUAGGGUUGUUGAAAGAGUGUAGUCAGUAA